AUGGGCCCAUGGCGGCUGGCGGCUGGUGGGAGAGGGCACAAAUGGUGGAUAGGCGUGAGCAUAACUGGAGCCGUUGCUCUCGCCAGUACGGAGCAACUCCAUCGUUUAUACUCCACGGCCGGCAGACGACACAAUAGCCAGGCAGUAGUCCGGCAGUCCAGCAGGGGCAGAGGCAAGGAGGAAGAAGCAAAGAAAAAACAUCCCGAACCCGUCACUGUGGAAUAA
Molecule: messenger RNA, 225 nt
Organism: Nannizzia gypsea CBS 118893
Lineage: Eukaryota; Fungi; Ascomycota; Eurotiomycetes; Onygenales; Arthrodermataceae
Exons: 2
Coding region: 1-225 (74 amino acids)
Source: RefSeq, a predicted model, not a curated record